This is a messenger RNA of Aspergillus alliaceus, 1025 nucleotides long. RefSeq lists its product as uncharacterized. NCBI's taxonomy places the organism in Eukaryota, Fungi, Ascomycota, Eurotiomycetes, Eurotiales, Aspergillaceae. The record is from RefSeq and is a predicted model, not a curated record. The coding region runs from base 1 to 822 and encodes 273 amino acids. The transcript has 6 exons.
AUGUCCACUACAACAGUAACGUCCACCACGGCGCCACCAACCGUUGUUGGGCCUUCGACAUUCAGGGCAACACGCCCUACCAAUAAACUACCUCAAUAUUUCAUUGAUGAAAGCUACACUAUGAAAGAUAUUGGCCUUGAAGGCCAGGGGAUAUCCCCCACUGCAGUCACUACUCCAUUUCAGCUAUUUACUGAAGAAGCUAUUGGACGGAUGAGAGCGGAGAUAUUCAGAAUGGGUCCUGCACGGGCACCAUUCACAUGCGAUGCCUGGAAUUCUCCAGAAGUUCUGGAAAAAUUUCAGAGAUAUGCCGCCAUCAAUGUCUCAGUCGAUAAUCACACUACAGGGCUAGUCAAGGAAAGCGAGUCUAAUGAUGAUAAUUUGCCUGCUUUUGCAUGGCACCGAGAUAGUUACCCAUUUGUGUGCGUGACAAUGCUGUCUGAUUGCAGCGGUAUGACCGGAGGAGAGACUGCAUUGAAAACUGCGACGGGCGAAAUCAUGAAAGUUCGCGGACCUGCUAUGGGUACUGCUGUCGUCAUGCAGGGUAGGUAUAUUGAGCAUCAAGCAUUGAAGGCAUUUGGAGGUCGCGAACGAAUUAGUAUGGUCAACUCUUUCCGAGCCAAAUUGUCACUUGUUAGGGAUGUGACGGUCCUUACUGGUGUUCGUUCGACCAGCAAUUUGUCUGAACUUUAUACAGAAUAUUCAGAGUACAGGUUGAAGGCCCUCAAGGAGCGGGUUUGGGCUCGGCUGGAGAAGGAACGGCAACGGCAACUGACAAGGCGUCCCUUCAACAUCGAUGACAUGAAGGUAUUUUUAACUGAAUAGAGCGAGUUCUUGCAGUCUACGGUUGCGGAACUCAUUGAGUAGUGUUUGGCUCCUUUGACCACAUUCCAACGUCCUUAUGUGCAGCUUUUACAAGUUAGCCAGGACCCCUCGCUUAAUUAGUUUGGUUUUCUACAUCAAAUAAUUUCGAUCCAUGACCAAAGUCCAUUUAGUAAUUUGUUUGCUUUUUUCACCCUCCAUCCCGC